Molecule: messenger RNA, 743 nt
Organism: Phaeodactylum tricornutum CCAP 1055/1
Lineage: Eukaryota; Bacillariophyta; Bacillariophyceae; Surirellales; Neidiaceae
Exons: 1
Coding region: 1-687 (228 amino acids)
Source: RefSeq, a predicted model, not a curated record
AUGCCUGCUGCUGCCGCCGCCGUUAAAAAGCCUUUGUUGACUCCGAUGGAGGAGCUCUUGGGGACCAAGCUUUUGGAGAAAGCGAAGGGACCCAAGAAGGAUACCAAGACGUUGCUCAAAGACAAAGACUUGGUGGCUCUGUAUUUCAGUGCGUCUUGGUGCAAGCCGUGUCAAACAUUCUCUCCUCUUCUCAUGGAAUUCUACGAUCACAUCGAAGGCAUGAAUGUUGACGUCGUCUUUGUUUCCAGCGAUCGCACUACUCCGGAAUUUGACGAAUACUACGGACACAUGCCGUGGUUGGCCAUUCCGUCGGAUGCCGGGGCGGCAAAAAUCAAAAACAAUCUCUCGCAGCGACUCAAAAUUCAAGGCAUUCCUUCUUUGAUUGUAGUGGAUGCCAAAACUGGAGAAUUCGUUUCCGAUAAAGCACGGUACGAAGUCACCGGAACCUUUAUUGACGAAAAGCAGGCGCAAGGCAUCGUCACCAAAUGGAAAGGAUUGGAACGAAAGCCCCUAGAUCAAGGCAUUUUGGACGGCCAGGAACCGGGGGGUAUCAAAGGCUUGAUAAUGAUGUUGCUCAAAAGUCCGGCCAGCAUUUUUGCAAUCUUGUACAUUUAUCGCAACGCUGGGGGAUGGUUCAAGGAAAUUAUGGAUAGGUUCAAGCAACCGGGCACAGAUAACGAGUUGUAAACUAACUGUAAGCAAGUAAGACUAUUCUCGUCACCAUAAUGAUAAUUUGUAUAUCC